This is a messenger RNA of Eucalyptus grandis, 777 nucleotides long. RefSeq names its product ataxin-8. The transcript is spliced from 2 exons. NCBI's taxonomy places the organism in Eukaryota, Viridiplantae, Streptophyta, Magnoliopsida, Myrtales, Myrtaceae. The record is from RefSeq and is a predicted model, not a curated record. Bases 261 to 656 code for a protein of 131 amino acids.
AUUAGCUUUUGAGCCACCUCGCCUCGCCUUCGCCUUUUGUUUUUAGGCUCUCCGCCCGCCCUCGUUUCUCUGCUGACCCCUUUCGACCUCAUUUCUUCCUCCUUUUUUCUCCGCAUACAUAUCUCUUUUCGUUCACUAGAGAGAGAGAGAGUGGGACAGAGCGUGGGAGACAAGGCGCAGGAGAUACAGAAAACAAUACAUAGAGAGAAGUUGAUGGGUCGGGUCUCACUCUCCUUUGACCAAGAAAACGCAAAGACGAUAUGAUGGGAAAGAGGAAGGCACAGAAAACGAAGGAACUAUCGGUGGCAAUAGCAGAAGCAUCAUCAUCAGCAGCAGAAGCAGGAGACGAAACCAAAUCUCCAGCAGUAACCCCAAGAAAGAGAGGCCGACCCCGCAAGAUCGUUGAAGCAAAAGCCGAAGCAAAGCAAGAAGAGGAACAACAACAGCAGCAGCAGCAGCAGCAGCAGCAGCAACAGAAUCCAAUACAACAAGCUGAAGCAGUAGAAGAAGAAGCUAAAGUAGUGGACCAAACAAAGAAAGCCAGAACUGGUGAAGUGGAAGAGCAGAAGCAAGAGAUGUUGCAGGAGUCAUCAACAAAAAAGACUAGCAGCAGAAGCAGAGCGAGAAGAAAGAGCAAGCCUCGUAAGAGCAGCUGACAAAGAAGAUGACCCGGUUACUAUCUAUUCCUUUCUCUCUGCAACUCAUUCUCUCUUUUGGUUUUGUAGCUUGGGUCUUGAUCAGGCAAUUUUAGUAUGAUCGAAGAUCAUUCCUGCCUUU